This is a messenger RNA of Hydractinia symbiolongicarpus, 891 nucleotides long. RefSeq lists its product as uncharacterized. The transcript has 4 exons. Bases 75 to 746 code for a protein of 223 amino acids. Lineage: Eukaryota; Metazoa; Cnidaria; Hydrozoa; Anthoathecata; Hydractiniidae. The record is from RefSeq and is a predicted model, not a curated record.
GCAUAUUGCCGGCCCACCUUUGCCCGCGCUUUAACAUUGAUAGUAGACUUUGCCUGGGUAAUCAAGUAAAAAACAUGGCAACCACGAGCGCCUUUCGUUUCGUUUUCAACUGCACGCAGCGAUCCAUCUUUACUUCAUGCUCUGCAUCAAAAAUUUUGUGUUCAAAACAACCCCGUGUUCUGCCAGUAACACAUCAGGUGAUAGGUGAUCAUAACUCCCAAUAUUUUACAGGUUUUCCGCAGUAUACCAAGGAGGAGCUGGAAGAACCGCCUCCACGAGUAUCGGAAGAAGUCAAAACUCUCCUUAAACUAAGUCGACCACGUUGGGAAGGAACGAAAUGGAUUCCAGCUCAAAUCAAAUCCUGGAAAUUUCGGAAACAACGAAAAGAAUUAAUUUUGGCCGGUCAUUACUUUCCGGAAUUUCCAAUGAGGGACCGAAUGCUGGAUCCGAUGCCGAAAGUUCGUAAACAUGUUGUAGAGAAGGAGGAAAGGUUGAAAAGAAUUGAAGAAAACAUGAGAAUGAUGCCACAAUGGAUUGCAGAAUACAAAGAAAAUAGAAGACAGGAAAAAAUUCGAAAACAAAAGCAAAAAGGAGAAGAAAAAAUCGCACUCAUGCACAUAGAAAAACUUGGACUGCAUCCAAAAGACCCACGAGCAAAAUUAAUAAUAGCGGACAAAAUGAAUAAACCCGAUGCUCAAGUGAAGAAAAAGAAAAAGUUUGGUGAGAAGAAGAAAAGUAGCGAUUGAUAAUGAUGAUAACCAACUGCGCUGUAUAUAGUCUUCUUAAUAUGUUUUUUUAAACGAUUAGCGUCAUCAUUGUUGUGAUUGUUAAUGACACAAAACUAUGUGUUGUUGUUUACGUGAGUUAAGCAGCUGAUACAGUUUUUGAUUU